AUAGGUCUUCUGUUCUUCAAUCUCGCUCUCCCUGUGUAUAUGAUAUAUCUGCCUGCCUCUCUUAUCUGCUCACUUGCUGGGUUUCUCUCCCCCGAAUCCAUAACAUUUUCCACAGAGCUGGCUUCGACAUCUUCAAUCCCUUCGGGCCCUGGAGCUCAUCUCCCAACCUCAUGGAGAACAAAAAAUGUCAAACCAAAUCCAAAUUUCCGCAAAAAUCCAAACACUCUCUUCCUUCUAACCCCGAACAUUCAGAAAACCUUACAAAAAUUCCCACUUUCCUCUUCUUCCUUCCCUUACAAUCUAAAGAUACCUUCAAUAAACACUUCGACUUCAAUUCAUUUGCACCCCUUGUCAGACUCAACUGAUGAAAAUUUUGUCCAAAGUCUCGAAGAUUUAGCCAAUUUGCAGACAGUCACUAAUGGGUUCCACCAAAUUGCAGCCCCAGAAUCGAUUCGGAGAGUGUUCAUUCAGGACCCACCUUGGAUUACUUCAUUUUUUAUGAAGAGUUUGUACAAGAGGACUAAACAAGGGUUGAAGAUAGGAUAUAAAGAAAACGAUAGGCGGAAGUAUAAUUUGCUGAGAAGGAGGCAGAUUAGGGCAGAGACUGAAGCUUGGGAUAAAAUGGUGGAGGAGUAUAGAGAAUUAGUGAGGGUGAUGUGUGAAAAAAAGUUGGCACCCAAUUUGCCUUAUGUGAAGAAAUUGUUUUUGGGUUGGUUUGAGCCGUUAAGGGAAGCGAUUAGAAAGGAACAGGAAGCGCAGCAGACAAAGAAGCAUAAGGCAGCAUACGCGCCACACAUUGAUUUGUUGCCCGCGGAUAAGAUUGCAGUUAUUGUCAUGCAUAAGAUGAUGGGAUUGUUGAUGAUGGGACAGGAAAACAGAUGUGUUCGAGUGGUUCAAGCUGCGGUUCAGAUUGGGGUGGCCAUUGAGCAGGAGGUUAGGAUUCAUAGUUUCUUGGAGAAAAGUAAGAAAUGCCAAAGAAAGAAGAUUGUGGCUCAAACUCAAGAGGGUUCAGGUAAGGAGACAGAGAUACUAAGGAAACGUGUCCAAAGUUUGAUCAGAAGGCAAAGAGUACUUGAGGUGCAAAAACUGGUGAAAGAUGAAGAAAUUAAGCCUUGGGGUCGAGAUAAGCAGGCUAAGCUGGGAUGUCGUCUGAUAGAAUUAUUGACAGAAACAGCUUAUGUAUAUUCUCCAGUUAACCAGUCCGCAGACUGUCCACCUGAUAUACGACCUGCCUUUAGGCACCUAUUCAAAAUUGCACCAAAGGAUGCAAGACAGAAAGUUGUGAAGAGGUAUGGAGUUAUAGAAUGUGACCCCCUAGUCUUCACAGGACUUGAUAGAACUGCUAGACAUAUGAUAAUUCCAUACAUGCCAAUGUUGGUGCCUCCAAAGAAAUGGAAAGGGUAUGACAAAGGUGGCUACUUUUUCUUACCUUCUUAUCUCAUGCGCACUCAUGGAUCGAAGCAUCAACAAGAUGCUGUUAAGAGUGUUCCAGUCAAACAAAUGCAGAAAGUAUAUGAGGCCCUUUCUACACUAGGAAACACCAAAUGGAGAGUAAACAGAAGAGUACUUAGUGUGGUGGAGAGCAUUUGGGCUGGAGGUGGCAGCAUUGCAGGCCUGGUUGAUCGCAAAGAUGUUCCAAUACCAGAGAAGCCACAGUCAGAUAAUUUGUUAGAAAUCAAAAAAUGGAAAUGGAGUGUAAGCAAGGCAAAGAAAAUUAACCAAGAGAUGCAUUCUCAACGAUGUGACACCGAACUUAAGCUUUCCGUGGCUCGGAAAAUGAAAGAUGAGGAAGGCUUUUACUAUCCGCACAAUCUUGAUUUCCGAGGCCGCGCUUACCCUAUGCAUCCGCAUUUGAAUCAUUUGAGCUCUGAUCUCUGUCGAGGAGUUCUUGAGUUUGCUGAAGGACGGCCAUUGGGCAAGUCUGGGUUGUGUUGGCUGAAGAUUCAUUUAGCAAAUCUGUAUGCAGGCGGUGUUGAAAAGCUUUCAUAUGAUGGGCGCCUAUCAUUUGUAGAUAACCAUCUGGAUGAAGUACUGGAUUCAGCCCACAACCCUCUUCAUGGAAACCGCUGGUGGUUGAUGGCUGAAGAUCCUUUUCAGUGCUUAGCAGCUUGUAUAAAUCUAUCAGAAGCCUUACAAAGCUCAAUGCCUCAUACUGUCAUCUCCCAUCUGCCAAUUCAUCAGGAUGGUUCAUGCAAUGGUCUACAGCACUAUGCAGCCCUUGGAAGAGAUAGUUUUGAAGGUGCUGCAGUCAACUUAGUUGCGGGAGAUAAACCUGCUGAUGUUUACUCUGAAAUUGCUGCAAGAGUUCACAAUAUCAUGGAAAGGGACAGUAACAAGGACCCUGCAACUAAUCCACAUGCUUUGCUAGCCAAGCUCUUAAUUGGUCAGGUUGAUAGGAAACUGGUUAAACAGACAGUCAUGACUUCAGUUUAUGGUGUUACUUAUGUUGGAGCACGGGAGCAGAUCAAAAGAAGAUUAGAGGAGAAGGGUCAUAUUACUGAUGAUAGGCUGCUAUUCAAUGCAGCUUGCUAUGCUGCCAAAGUGACAUUGGCCGCCCUUGGAGAGAUAUUUCAAGCUGCACGUGCCAUAAUGGGUUGGCUUGGCGACUGUGCAAAGGUUAUUGCUUCAGAAAAUCAACCCGUUCGGUGGACAACUCCUCUAGGUCUUCCUGUUGUGCAGCCCUACUUUAAAACUGAACGGCAUGUUAUUAAAACUUCUCUUCAGGUAUUGGCUUUGCAGCGAGAGGGUGACUCGGUCGUGGUCAAAAAGCAGAGAACAGCGUUUCCACCAAAUUUUGUACACUCACUUGAUGGCUCACACAUGAUGAUGACUGCUAUUGCUUGCAGGGAUGCUGGAUUACACUUUGCAGGGGUGCAUGAUUCCUUCUGGACACAUGCAUGCGACGUCGAGGAGAUGAAUCAGAUACUUAGGGAGAAAUUUGUGGAGUUAUACAGCAAGCCAAUACUUGAAAAUUUGCUUGAAAGCUUCCAGACAUCAUAUCCAGCUUUGACGUUUCCUUCCCUCCCAGAUAGAGGUGAUUUUGACUUGCAAGAAGUUAUAGAUUCUCCAUACUUUUUCAACUGACCUUCCAUGUACCAGCAAUGUCUGUUGCCAAAGUGUAAUAAUUUUUAGACCCCUAGUGGAUCAUGGAGUUGGCUGAAGUUGGCCCGUGGGAUGAAGGUCCUAAAAGUUUGAGAUGACAUUUAUUGUGUGUCAUGAAAGCUCAGGUUUGCUAUGUGAAGGCCAGGCAAAAGGCACUAAAAUUGAAUGCUGCUGGUCUUUCCCGCAAGUCUACAGUCCUGGAAAUGGAGGGAGUUGAAAAUUGUUAUGUUAAGUAAGAUAAACAGAGGAAGGCUUUUUCCUAGAUUGCAGAUUGAGGCCUGGUUGAUUAUCUGGGCCACACGCCAAAGGAAUUUCAUCCUUGUACCUGAAAUGGAAUUUCAGAAUGUUGAAAUAUUCUAUUUCAUGGUUUAUUGAUUGCCGGAUGCAGAGAUAGCGACAGAAGUCAAAAGUUUAUAUCUCUCCUUUGUUUUCUACUACAGGAGUUGAUCAUCACGGAGUUCAUUACUGGUGGUUCUGAUUCUUCAUGGUGAUAAAUUAGAUAUUUAGUCUGGGUUAAUGAUGAUCGAGAUUCGUUCUGUAUAUUUUGUAUUUGUAUGAAAAUAGAGAAAAGGUAAUUUGUACAAGGAAAGAUGGUAGUACCUUAAAUCCUGUAAUUUACACAUGCCAAUUGGCUAGUUCAUGUUAAAUAAAAUUCAAAUGGAAUUUUUUGCAUUC
Molecule: messenger RNA, 3777 nt
Organism: Cornus florida
Lineage: Eukaryota; Viridiplantae; Streptophyta; Magnoliopsida; Cornales; Cornaceae
Product: DNA-directed RNA polymerase 3, chloroplastic
Exons: 19
Coding region: 40-3084 (1014 amino acids)
Biological process (GO): mitochondrial transcription
Cellular component (GO): mitochondrial DNA-directed RNA polymerase complex
Molecular function (GO): DNA binding; DNA-directed RNA polymerase activity
Source: RefSeq, a predicted model, not a curated record